Messenger RNA from Pollicipes pollicipes, 1389 nucleotides. RefSeq names its product protein FAM214A. Bases 162 to 1301 code for a protein of 379 amino acids. Lineage: Eukaryota; Metazoa; Arthropoda; Thecostraca; Pollicipedomorpha; Pollicipedidae. The transcript is spliced from 5 exons. The record is from RefSeq and is a predicted model, not a curated record.
GCGGCGCCACCGUCGCCGACCGGCGCGACCACGCCGAACGCGGCCGGGAGAGGACUACCAGCGCCACCUGUCAGCAGGUCGCGAGUGGUGCGGGCGAACGGGUUACCAACGGCACGAGCGAGCGGGCCUCGAACGGCACGUGCCAAAAGAUCUCAAGUGACAUGUGCGAACGGACAGCAAAAGGCAUCUGCGAGCGCGACGCGAGAGACACGGGCAAGCGAGCCCCGUGCGUGGCCCGGGAGCGGGGCGCCGGUGGGACUGGCCGCGGCGUGACGAACGGAACGGCCGAGCGACCGGUGGACGACGUCGGUGGUCCGACGACAAACGGUAGUGCAGCUUUAAACCAGAAGGGAUCUCGGGCUCCUAAGUCGCCCAAUCUUCUCAAGCGCCUCUUCAAGAAGGACGAGCCGCAGGAUGCAGUCGAGGAGCAGCCGAAGGAGACGGCGGUGCCCAGUCCGGCGUCGAGGGCGGCGUUUCGGCGUUCGCUCGACUCGGCCACAUCGGCCGUGUUCAGCCAGAAGACGGGCCUACCUCUCAGCUCGUCGCCGGCCCCGCUCCGCCGCGGCAACGCCUUCCACUUCGACGCCGCGCUCACCAAGGUGAAGACAUUCAGCUCGGCGCUGAACGAGCUGACUGCCGACGCCGAGUCUGAGUCGGCCGAGCCCGAGCGGCGGCCGCUGUCGGCCAGCUGCCCGGCCGGCGUCGUCUCCUCCCUGCUGGGCAGCUUCGAGGAGUCGGUGCUGAACGGCCGGCUCGGCCCGGUCAGCACGGUCGAAGGCUUCUCGGCCGACAUCGGCGCCAGCGGCUCCUUCCACCCCAAGCACGUCCGCCUGCCCGUCACCGUGUUCUUCUACUCGCUCUGCGACAAUGAGAAGAUCGCCUCGCCAUACAUGGGCCUCGUGAACCUGGGCCGCAAGGGCUACCACGUGCCGAAGAAGGGAACGCUGCAGGUGACGCUGUUCAACCCGCACGGCACCGUGGUCAAGAUGUUCGUGGUGAUUUAUGACCUGAGCGCGAUGCCGCCGGGCAGCCAGACCUUCCUGCGUCAGCGCACCCUCUACAUGCCCGUCGGCGAGUCGCCCGAGAAUCCGGACUCGCAGAAGUGGCUCCGCUACCUCAUCCACCUGCGGUUCGCCACCGGCCGCUCUGGCCGCGUGUACGUGCACACCGACCUGCGCAUGAUCAUCUUCCGCAAGUCGGACAUGGACGCGGCGGCGCUGCACACGGGCGCCGGCGCCGCGCACGAGAUGCGCUCGUUCGUGCACAUGCCCGACAACCCGCGCUACUCACCGCGCAAGUGAGCGAAGCGCGUCGCAAUACGUCAGGUCUUUCACACGGCGGCGGCGGCGGCGGGGCGGCGGGCCAGCCGGGGCUGUGGAGCGGCCCGUU